This is a messenger RNA of Cadophora gregata, 1507 nucleotides long. Its product is annotated as Kynureninase (L-kynurenine hydrolase). Gene Ontology annotation, cellular component: cytoplasm. The record is from RefSeq and is a predicted model, not a curated record. Gene Ontology annotation, molecular function: kynureninase activity; pyridoxal phosphate binding. Gene Ontology annotation, biological process: NAD+ biosynthetic process. Lineage: Eukaryota; Fungi; Ascomycota; Leotiomycetes; Helotiales; Ploettnerulaceae. The transcript is spliced from 3 exons. Bases 1 to 1416 code for a protein of 471 amino acids.
AUGUCUGCUCUGGGUGCUCUCGGCGGCGAAAGUCCGCACGUGUACAGCAGAGAAUAUGCUGUGUCCCUUGAUUCCCAGGACUCCCUGAAGCAUACCAGGGAAGAGUUUUACAUUCCUUCAAAGGCUCAAUUGAAAGUCAAAUCGCUGCCAGAAGCGGCUCGUGAUGCCUCUUCUGAUGCCUCAUCAAUCUACCUUUGUGGGAAUUCCCUGGGUCUGCAACCUCGACUUGUUUCGACGCGUAUGCAGCAGUAUUUCACAACUUGGGCGACACAAGGUGUCUUUGGCCAUUUCAAACCUCUUGACGAGUCACCUCUGCCAACAUGGCUAGAUGCUGACACAAGAGCUUCGGAAUGCAUUGCUCCUAUAGUUGGAGCUCUUCCUUCCGAAGUUGCUGUCAUGGAAACUUUGACAGCGAAUCUCCAUCUACUGUUAUCUGCGUUUUACAAACCUGAUAUCAAUGGUCGUCAUAAGAUCAUUAUCGAGAGUCAAGCUUUUCCCUCUGAUCACUUUGCUGCCGAAUCUCAGAUUCUGCACCACGAUCUUUCUCCAGCGACAUCUUUGAUCACAAUUGAGGCACAAUCUCAACCGCAAGCACCACUCUCAACCUCUCACAUUCUAUCCAUUAUCAAAGAACAUGGAGCAACAACUGCCGUCCUCCUUCUCCCAGGAAUUCAAUACUACACUGGCCAAUUCCUCGACAUUCCAACCAUUACUCGUGCCGCUCACGAAGCCGGGAUCUUUGUAAUCUGGGACCUGGCCCACGCCGUUGGCAAUGUCCCCCUCCAAUUACACGACUGGCACGUCGAUGCUGCCGUCUGGUGCAGCUACAAGUAUCUGAAUUCUGGACCUGGAGCUGCAGGAGGCCUAUUCGUGCAUGAAAACAACGGCCAAGUCGCUACGCGAGGGAGCGGCAAGAAAAUCUUCACUAAUAGACUCUCCGGUUGGUGGGGAAGUGACAAGUCCUCACGUUUUGCGAUGGACAAUAAAUUCGUCCCUAUACCUGGUGCUGCGGGUUUCCAGCUGUCAAAUCCGUCGAUAUUGGAUAUCACGAGUUUGACGUCCUCGCUUGAGGUCUUCGCUCUCGCUGGUGGCAUUGGGCCGCUACGUGCCAAAUCAUUACAACUCACUUCCCAUCUGGAGAAACUGCUCUUGAACAUGCCAGCACACGCCAACAAACAAUUCGAGAUCAUCACACCUAGAGAGCCAGAAGCACGUGGUGCACAGCUUAGUCUGAAGUUGCAACCUGGAUUACUAGACAAAGUUAUGGAGGGACUGGAGGAGAGGGGUGUGGUUGUGGAUGAGCGACGGCCGGAUGUUAUUCGUGUUGCGCCUGCGCCGCUGUAUAACACGUUUUCGGAUUGCUGGUAUUUCGUGAGUGCAUUUGGGGAGGCGCUGGAGCAUGCUGUGAAGGCGUGAGGUCUAGCUGAGGACAGAGACAAAUUGACAAAAUGACACACCUAGCGAGGAGGCUUGAUGAUAAGACGAUUAAAUAGAGCAUGGAAUGGCG